AUGGUUAAAGAUCGGCUCAUCGAGAUGCAGAAGCUGGCGGGCGAGACGGAGCCAAGCUCGUCAACUGAUAUCGGGAAUGGAAACUACAGCUACCAUCGCGAAACGGAGGCUUUACUCGAAGUAAACGAGAACUUUAUGGAAAAUUUCUUGGUUUCGGUAACGGCUCAAAGAAAACAAAUGGACGAAUUGGGAGAAAUGUUAAAGCGAAUGCGGAAGAUCGAGGGAGAAUUGCUGCAAGCACCUGCUUCUGAUCAAGAAAAAGCCCACGAACACGAACGGCUUAUCCAGACGUUCAAAUUGCAAUCGAGUUCAAUACGAAAUGCUCUGCGACAUCUUGAGAAAGAAGCCGAACGUCUUGAAAAGGAACAUCCAAAUCAAACGGGCCAGAUUAAAAUUUUGCGCACCCAGCUUGUCGAUUGCACCCGAACCUUGAGCCACAUGAUUAACCAAUUUCAAGCCCAAGAAGCUUCUUAUGCUGAAAAUCUUCGGAAAAAAUUUGCAGCUGUUUUCAAGGUUCGUGGGAUGCAACUAUCGGAUGAAGAUAUGGCCGAUCUUAUGCAACAUGGAGAUAUUUCAGAGAAAACGAAAGGGUUGAUUCUUGCUCAACGGGAAAAGGAAGAACUUUAUCAAGAAGUGAAGUUGAGACGUGAUGGACUCAUCGAAAUCGAGAAGUCAAUUCAUGAGCUUUCAGAGAUGUUUGUGGAUCUCGCCAAUUUAAUAACUAGUCAGGGUGAAAUUAUCGAUAGGAUCUCGUUCAAUGUGGAGAACACAAAAGAAUACGCGGAGAAGGCGCGGCAGAAUGUCGACGAGGCAAAGAGGUUGCAAGCUUCCACUAGAAAGAAGAAAAUUAUCGUAUUCAUCUUCAUCGUCAUUCUACUGGUUAUUCUCUUCAUAUUUCUACAAGGACUCGUGUGCCAUUUCACGCCAAUUUGC
Mesorhabditis belari is the source of this 933-nucleotide messenger RNA. Lineage: Eukaryota; Metazoa; Nematoda; Chromadorea; Rhabditida; Rhabditidae. The record is from the annotation of a GenBank genome assembly.